UCCGUAGCAAUGUAAAACUCAAUGGACUUUAAACUGAUUUAAAUAUUGCUGGCUCAUUACAAGGGGUUUAUAUAAAAGCUUCGACUAAGUGAAAAGCCUACUUCUUAAUUUACCUUCACCAAUUUCAAAUUUGAUCAAAAUGACGAGACCAGCCGAUUUACGUUUCGACGGUCGUGUAGUUGUGGUGACAGGAGCUGGAGCAGGUCUGGGUCGUGCGUACGCUUUACUGUUUGGUUCAAGAGGCGCCAGCGUUGUAGUAAAUGAUUUAGGCGGAGGAAGACACGGUGAUGGGAGCAGUACCAAAAGUGCAGACACAGUUGUCCAGGAAAUUAAGAGAAACGGUGGUAAAGCAGUUGCCAAUUAUGAUUCUGUUCUUGAUGGUGCAAAAAUCAUUAAAACAGCUAUUGAUACUUUUGGACGAGUUGACGUAGUUGUUAAUAAUGCUGGAAUUUUAAGAGACAAGUCUUUUGCAAAAAUGACAGAAACGGACUGGGAUUUGAUACAGGAUGUUCAUGUAAAAGGUGCUUACAAAACUACUCAAGCUGCUUGGCCUUACUUCUCGAAGCAAAAUUAUGGUCGUGUAAUAGUGACAGCAAGUAACAGUGGAUUAUAUGGAAAUUUUGGACAAUCAAAUUACAGCUCAGCAAAAAUGGGUCUGGUUGGUCUGGCUAAUACUUUAGCCAUAGAAGGCAGGAAAAGAAACAUACAUACAAAUGUAAUAGUACCAACUGCUGCUUCUCGUUUGACAGAAGACAUCAUGCCACCAGACUUUCUUGAGCAUUUAAAACCCGAGUUAAUAGCCCCGGUAGUUGCUUGGCUGUGUCAUGAGAGGUGUAUGGAAAAUGGUUCUAUUAUUGAGUCUGCAUUAGGAUGGGCUGGAAAAUGUCAUUUGAUUCGUGCAUCGGGAACCACUUUAAGACAAGAUUUAUCAACCAGCAUCACCCCAGAAGAUGUUGAACAAAGGUGGGCAGCCAUCACUGACAUGUCGUCUGCUAAACAUUUUGACACCAUAGAGGAAGUAACAGGACAGUUUAUGUCUGCAAUAGGAGAAAUGAAAUCUGGAAAUUCUAACUCUGGAAACUCUAACUCUGGAAAUUCUAGUUCUGGAAAUUCAGCGCCGGAUGUCUUUCGGCAUACUUACAAUUACCGGGACACAAUAUUAUACGCAUUAGGAGUCGGUGCUACGGUACAAGAACCGUCUGAUUUGCGUUAUUUGUACGAGAAUCAUGAUAAUUUUGCUGCGUUACCUACGUUCUAUGUUCUUCAUGGGCCAAUGUAUACAAUGAGUUCCACAAUAUUCGAAGAUGGUCUUCCUGGCUUACAACUGGACCCAAUGAAGAUGUUACACGGAGAACAAUAUAUUGAAGUGUAUAAACCUGUGCCAACGGAAGCUACUGUAGAAACAAAGUUUAAACUUUUAGAUGUGCUCGACAAGGGAUCGGGUGCUGUGUUUAUAAUACAACACGACACGUUCGAUACUGUCACCGGAGACAAGCUGUCCACUGGGCAAAUGUCGGUAUUCGCAGUAGGAGCCGGUGGAUUUCAGGGAAAACGAACAUCUUCCAACAAUAUAACGUCCGUUGAUCCCCCUAAUCGAAAACCGGACGCGUCGGUCACCCAACAUACUAGUUUUGAUCAGGCAGCGUUGUACAGAUUAAGUGGCGAUAACAAUCCCUUACACAUCGACGCAAACAUGGCAAUGAUUGGUGGCCAUAAAAGACCAAUUCUACAUGGAUUGUGUUCUCUUGGAUUUGCUGUUCGUCACGUUCUUCAAACUUACGCCGAUGGUGAUCCAAAUCUAUUUAAAGCUAUCAAGGUUCGUUUCGCGAAACCCGUACUCCCGGGUCAAACUUUGCGAACUGAUAUGUGGCAGAAUGGGAACAGAAUACAUUUCCAAACUUAUGUCACAGAAAACAAUGUACCAGUUUUGACAGGUGCUUAUGUUGAUUUGAAAGACACGAAAGUCAAAGGACCCCAAGUAAGUCCUCCCUCAAGUACUGAAAAUCUUGAGAGCGAUGCAGUAUUCGUGACCAUUGGCGAUUACGUGAAAGCAAAUCCGGAAGAAGUCAAGAAGAAGGUGAACGGUGUUUUCCUUUAUCACAUUUUAGUGGACGGAAAGCCGCAGGGAAAAUGGACUUUGGACCUGAAGCAAGCCGAAGUAUAUAAAGGAGAGCCAAAAUCGGGAAAACCCGAUACGACAUUGACAAUCGAGAACGCGGACAUGAUUCAAUUGGCUUUGGGUAAACUAAAUCCACAAAUGGCAUUCAUGCAGGGAAAACUAAAGAUUACUGGAAAUAUCAUGCUCACACAAAAAUUAAAGUCUCUCAUGGACGCCGCUAAAGCGAAAUUGUAAUACCACAAAUAUUUGUUGAUCAGUUAUAUCACAUUAUAAUUGUUGUUAUAUUUUUAUACUUUUAUAAUUUACAAAUAAUGUAAUAUGGUUGGGGAUAGAACGAUUGUAGCGUAAGUAUUAGUACAUACAUCUUUUGUACAAAUGGCUUUAAAAAAUAAUAGUAAUUU
Molecule: messenger RNA, 2520 nt
Organism: Dufourea novaeangliae
Lineage: Eukaryota; Metazoa; Arthropoda; Insecta; Hymenoptera; Halictidae
Gene: Mfe2
Product: peroxisomal multifunctional enzyme type 2
Exons: 16
Coding region: 140-2353 (737 amino acids)
Molecular function (GO): oxidoreductase activity
Source: RefSeq, a predicted model, not a curated record